UCUAACCUAGAAGCUACGGCCCUUCCCCGUCCCACUCCCUAGUCCCAAUCCCAGAGUCUAGUAUCUAUCAUCUUUUACUGUUUUCUGCAAAAGUCCCAGUUGAUGAUUGGGGGUGUUUUCCCAUAUUUUUCUAUCCUUUUCAUAUUUCCAGAUUUCAACGACCAUUUGAUUCCUGACGAUUCUAUCAAUAGUUCAACACCCUAUUUAUGAUUUGUGGGGCUUAUGGUCAUCUGCUCUGCGCUGGAGCUCUACCCGUUUCAGUUUCUGUCUGAUUGAAGUAGAAUUUGAUGCUGUGUAUUGAUUAUAAAAGCUCAACUUUGAAGCCUCACGGAUGACCGACCCUAGUCUAGACUUUUUCUAAAGUUUAUCUGGAUUCCAUCUUCAGUCUAUGACUAUGACCCUAUGUUUUCGCUCAUAGGUUCGGCUUAUCCUUCAUUUCGGAUUGGUUCUUAGAAAUUCAAGUCUAUUUGGGAUUUGAUUCCUGGUUAAUUUUGAGCAGGGUGGUGGAUACUGAAAUUUUUAUUUAUUUUAGAACCAAAAGAAAAAGGGAAUCUCCUUUCUUUUUUUUUUUAAUUUUGUUAUUACCAUGGUGAGCUGUUAACGAAUGCCAUUCAUUUCUUCUUUUGUAUCCUUUAUGCUCUGAAAGGUUCACUUUCUUGUCUGUGGGGGCAAAUUUUUCCCUUCUUUUUAACACUUUUGUGUAUACUUGAAUGCUUGAUGUUAGGGUUUUAGAAACCAGAAGUUAAUAAGUUGCUAUAGGUGGAUAGAUUACAGGCGUUGUGGUUUGGAUUUCUUUUCUUUUGCUUCGUUAGUUCUUCUUCUGUGUAUGGAAUGCUGCAAAUGACGGAAACUUCUUUUGCUUUAACCCCCCGCUUGCCUCCAUAAAGCUGCCAAGGUUAAUUGUUCCUUGCUUGGUCCUGCAAGAAAUUACAGCUAGUUUUAGUCAAACCCACUCUGGCUUUUGUUUGAGGACUUCUUAUUUAAGUUAUCUAGCCAUUUUCUCUUGCAUUGCCUGGUUCGGGGACUGUGAAUUGGAGGUUUCUUUCUUCUUUACCUUGUCGGAUAGGACGAAUUGUCGAUAGAUUUGGGGGAAUCCAGUUUACAAUUUUUGUUUGUUGGACAUGGAUGCGGAGGAUAAUGCCGAUUUGGGUUUUCAACAGAGAGGCGGUGGUGGGAAUGGUGGGCUUUUCAAUUGUCUUCCUUCAGGGAUGUAUGCUACUCAGCAGCAGUCUGAGAAUGUUGAUGGGAUGGCCACGACUUCAAUGCCGAUUUCCAUGAGCAAAUCCACCGAUGUGGUGGACUCAUUCUUGGGUUCUGGUUGGGAUCCAUUUGUUUCACAGGCAGAGAAUGUGGAAUUCAAAGUUUCUUCAGCGGCUUCUUCCCAUUCCAAUCAGAUUUCUUCUUCACCUUACGCUGUUGGUUUUCUGGAAACUCAGGUAGUCAGUGGCAGCUCCCAUCUUGAUCGGUAUCCAUCCGAUCAUCAUAGUCUCGUCGGUCUAACACACUAUGGCAGUGGGAGCUUCUCAGAGAUGGUAACUCCCUUUGUUCUGCCUGAGGAUGGCCAGAUUGUUAACAGAGAAGGUGGCACCGACAAAACCUCAGUGAAUUCAAGGAAUGGCUCUUUUCAAGGCUCUACUUUUCCAGAAGAUCAUCACCGUGUUGUGGAUGAGGGCGCUGGGCGCUCUUCGCCUAGCGGGAAGAAAAGGAGAAGGGAACCUGAGACCCAGUUCAAAUUGGAUCCCGCUCAGGGUAUAGAAGCAGAGCGGAAGAAGGAUGCUUCGGAGGAGGUGUCUGAAGGUUCCAAAGAGCAGGAUGAGAAGAAACAGAAGACUGAACAGAGCCCAGGUGCAAAUUUGCACGGUAAGCCAACCGGUAAACAGGGUAAAGAUCGUUGCCAGAAAGAUGAAGGUCCAAAAGAAGAGUACAUUCAUGUCAGAGCCAGACGAGGCCAAGCCACCAAUAGUCACAGCCUUGCUGAGAGGGUGAGGAGAGAAAAGAUUAGCGAGCGGAUGAGGUUUCUACAAGAUCUCGUUCCAGGAUGCAAUAAGAUUACUGGUAAAGCUGUAAUGCUUGAUGAGAUAAUCAACUAUGUGCAAGCUCUGCAACGGCAAGUCGAGUUUCUGUCAAUGAAACUUGCCACUGUCAACCCAGAGCUCAAUAUUGACAUAGAUAGGAUUCUAUCCAAAGAUAUUCAAGGUGGAGGUUCAGCUGUUCAUGGAUUCGGUCCCGGAAUGAGCUCCCCCCUUUCCCACCGACAAAUAGCUUCGCAGGGAGCCCUGCCAACCAUUCAGAAUGUGAACCCCCAGUUACACUCUAUGCUUCCGGUACCAAAUGUAUGGGAUGAUGAUCUUCAAAGAGCUAUCCAGUUGGGCUUUGUCUCCAACCAAAAUAUUGACGGUUUGGGCAGAAUGGUUGUAUGAAGCUAUAGCUAUAGAUGUUUCUGUCCAAAAGAUGCAUCCCUCCUAACAGAAGUCCUGCAAUGGGCCAGCUAAUUGAGCAUUUUAUUGUUCUCCUUUUUAAAGAUCUAGCAUAAUUAAGAAGACAGGGGCAUAGAGAUCUCUUCAGAAGCUGUUAGUCUAGCUCCUACCGUUUGUUCUUCGAAUUUUAGUAGAAGAAGGUGACUUUGAUUGGCUCAAACAAUGUGUAUAGUCAGUAAGCAUAGUUGACUGAGUGGGAGAUGAUUUUUUUUUUUCUUUCUUUUUGUGUUUGUUACAGAAGAGAUUGUGCAUGUAAGAAGCACUUUUGUAUUUAAGGAUGAGCUGUAACUGAAAGAUUGUUUGUAGGGUGCAUGAAGUUGGGAAAGAUGCGACUUAGCUGUGCCUUUUCAUUUUUUUCCUCCACUUUUUGGUAAAUUGGACUGAAGCUUUCUGAUUGAGCCAAGGGAUUGAUUUGAGUGUAAUAAAUAUUCUGUGUCUUGAAUUACCAAGCCC
Messenger RNA from Macadamia integrifolia, 2930 nucleotides. Its product is annotated as transcription factor bHLH74-like. Gene Ontology annotation, biological process: regulation of DNA-templated transcription. NCBI's taxonomy places the organism in Eukaryota, Viridiplantae, Streptophyta, Magnoliopsida, Proteales, Proteaceae. Bases 1122 to 2420 code for a protein of 432 amino acids. Gene Ontology annotation, molecular function: DNA-binding transcription factor activity; protein dimerization activity. The record is from RefSeq and is a predicted model, not a curated record. The transcript is spliced from 8 exons. Gene Ontology annotation, cellular component: nucleus.